AUGGCGGCGCACGCUGGCCGCGCGGGGGCCGCCACGGCGCUGGGGUGGGCCUGCCGCGCACCGCGAUCGCGGCUGGCGGGCGCCGCCGCCGCAGCCGCGGCACGAGGCAGCUCCGCGCGCCCGCUGGCUCAGAACCCCGAGCUCGCCAGCGCUCGGUGCUUCGCCUGUGUUGCCCUGGAGCCCGGGGGGGCCGAGGGCGAGGACGGCGAGGGCGAAGACGGGCCCGCCUUGGUCGGGGUGGCCGCCGCCUGGCGAGCGGCCAGCGGCCGCCGGGCGCGCGGCCAGCAGCUCCCGGGCGGCGGCCCCGCCGGCGGGGAGCGCCGGCUGGGACGAGGCGCCCAGGAGUUGGGAGCGGCGAGCCGCGCCGGGCGGGCCCUCCGUCAUCGUCACGUGGCCACGUGGCGGGCUGAGUUUGGCUUCGCCAGGAGGCAGCACAGCCUGGCGCAGUUCGGCUACACAGGACCGAACGACGAGCUGCUGGAGUGGCGGAGGCAGUUCGACGAGUUGGCGGACGGGGGCGGCGAGCCAGGACCACUAUCUCCCUGGAGGGUUUCAAGCGCAUGUGUGCGCGGAAGUACGGCGGCAUAG
Messenger RNA from Prorocentrum cordatum, 588 nucleotides. Lineage: Eukaryota; Dinophyceae; Prorocentrales; Prorocentraceae. The record is from the annotation of a GenBank genome assembly.